Messenger RNA from Aspergillus niger, 3372 nucleotides. RefSeq lists its product as uncharacterized. NCBI's taxonomy places the organism in Eukaryota, Fungi, Ascomycota, Eurotiomycetes, Eurotiales, Aspergillaceae. Gene Ontology annotation, biological process: replication fork arrest; DNA replication checkpoint signaling; DNA repair. Gene Ontology annotation, molecular function: DNA binding. The record is from RefSeq and is a predicted model, not a curated record. The transcript has 4 exons. Gene Ontology annotation, cellular component: replication fork protection complex. Bases 1 to 3372 code for a protein of 1123 amino acids.
AUGGAGAACGAAGAACCAGUGCUGUCUGCACCGGACGUGCAGGUCGUGGACCCGGAUGUCCGCGCCCAUGUCUAUAGUCUCGUCACUGCCUUGGGUGGUUUCAAUGGCGAAGAUGCAGACAAGUAUGUGCUGGGAGACGACGCCCUGGCCUGUCUUCGGGAUAUCAAGCGAUGGCUGAAGCUAUACGAUGAGAAACACAACCGGAUGGAUGUGGCACGGUGCCUGGGAGAGGCCAAUCUUGUCAACGGGGAUUUGUUACCCAUCCUGGCGGUCUGGGCAAACAGCAAGAAGCAAACCAAGUAUAUGUCUAGGAUCGCAUUGGCAUGCUUAGAGCUGCUUGUCCCCUUGACAUGGCCGGUAGAACUACACGGGGAAUUGACAAUCAACCAUCAUCGGCAUAUACCAUACAUACAACAUGUCCACGUUUCAUACAAGCGAGGCCUACUGAGUCAUGCUAGUACUAGCUAUCUCCGAACUAUAAUCCGCGUCGGCAUUCCGAGCAUGGCCAUCCCACGAUCCGAGCGAACGACCCGCGACGAGGGUAUUCUUAAACUUCUGCUUUAUCUCCUCCGGAAUAUUGCUUUGAUAACCCCCAAUACUCGUCUCGCGGCGGAAGGCGAUGAGGAGGAAACCUCAAGAUCCGCAACCAUCAACGCCUUCCAAGAUCAAGAUGUCUUCGCCCUCCUUCUGACCAUGUGCUCCAACGUUGGCGACGACUUUACCAUGCAAGAUGUUGCUCUUCUCGAGAUACUGUUCCAUCUGAUACGGGGUGUUAGUGUGGAGAAGCUAUUCAUGGAUGAUGCGCAACGAACAGCCAAACGGACGGACGAGCUAGACGAUCUGCUACGCCAGGAGUCGUCUUUACGAAGAGAGUACGCGAAGAACGCACCAACUCGGCAUGGACGCUUUGGGACUAUGAUCUGGGUCAAGCGUGAUGACGCCAAGUAUUCCACCGUCUCAGGGCAGAAUGUGCUCAAAGACGGCCAGGCGACCCUGCAAAAGAUGGACGAGACCAAGAAGUGGAACAAGCCACUAAUUCGGCGAAAGCCACAAGAUUUGACUGUGCACAAUGACUUCAGCACUCCGGUCCAUCUAAACUCGACUGCCUCCAAUAACUUACGGAUGUUCGUGGAAGAGUUUUUGGACUCAGGCUUCAACCCCCUUCUUACCCAUGUACGGAAGGCAAUCGAACGUGAAGCAGACCGCGUCAUGGACAUAAACACGCGCCAGUUUCUUUACACUACUGCUUGGUUUCUCGAAGCGGAGCGCGCACGUCGGGCACGCCAACGCAAGAAGCAUGCGGAGAGCGAGAAGCCGGCAAAGGAGCUGGAGCCCGAUAGCUUUGGCCUCGUUGCGGGUGUCCUGAAUCAAGAAACCUUCGUUUUUCUAAAUCGCGCUAUGCAGUAUGCGCUGGAUAAUAAAGAUUGGGAGGAUCUCAAUGCUGGAAUGCGCUGCUUCACCCAGAUCUUGUUGACCGUGCAGGACAUGGCCCAGUCUCCGCUCGAAGAGGACCAAGAGAUCGCUGAAAACAUCCAAAACCGUAUAUUUUACGAAGAAACUACCCAUGACCGGGUCCUCGCUGUCAUUCGUGGAUACAAGGAUCAACCGUUUGGGUAUCUGGAUGCGUGCACCGAACUCACCCACGUCUUCUUGCGAAUGUUGGAGCGUUAUUCGAAGGAGAACCUCGAUAUGCAAGUGCGAUCUCGGCGACGUGCCAGACGCAAAGCCAAGGAUGUAGAAGGUACUGGCAAUGACGAGAAUGAUGAAGAGAACGGCUCCGAAGAUGAGGACCGCUUGGAAGCAGAACGUGUGUCCAAAGAGCGCAAGUUCGAUUUCAGACGGUUUGCCGCCAAAUUCUGCAAUCAGAAAUGCGUUGACACUUUUGUUGCUUUCACCAAGCACUACAAGGAGCUGAACACUGAGCAGCUAAAACGCGCCCACCGUUACUUCUACAGAAUUGCUUUCAAGCAAGAACUGAGUGUUCUGCUCUUCCGACUCGAUAUCAUCAACCUUUUCUACCGUAUGAUUAAAGGCCCAGGCGCCUUGGAUUCGAGUAAACCGAUCUUUAAGGAGUGGGAAGAAUUCGUGCGCCAGAUUAUCCGGCGACUGACGAAGAGGCUCGACCAACGGCCUGCCCUGUUCGUGGAGCUGCUGUUCAGUAAGAUCAACGCGACUACAUUCUACCUCGAAUAUGGUCACGAGCGGCAGACAGUCACCCGUGCCAGGAAGGCUCCAGCAGAACUAGAGAUCGACCCCCGACAGGCACAUACAAUUGAAGAAAAAAUCAGCAUUAUGGUGCCAGCAUUGGUCUUAGAUGGGGAGGAAGAUCUGGUCACUUGGGUCAGCGAUGUGUUGGAGUCGGCAGUUGAAGAAAGAGAGGCUUGGGAAACCCAGGAGAAGGCCCUGCGCGAUGCGGGUGCAGAGAAUUCCAAAAUCCCAAACCCUAUGAUUUGUAGGGCCCAGGAUCUCCGGGAAAUGAAGUCAUUCAUCGACAAGUACUUCGAGAAAGCUAAGCGAGGGACACUUGGACGGGACCCCCGUGAGCUGAUCCGACGGAAAUACGGUGGUGGGAAAACGGCCUCAGACAACCAACACAACCCUGAUAUUCAGUUUGGUGAUGAUUCAGAGGGCGAGGACGAGGUACCAGAUGGGCCCUUGUUCCCGCCGAACCCUCGGGCAGCGCCGAAUCCAGCAAAUAAACCAACAAAGAAGAAGAAGCGCAAAGAACGUAACCCGGAUGAUGAGGAUGAGGAUGACUCGGUGGAUGAAGAGACCUUGGAGGAGCGUCGCCGAGCGCGUUUGGAAAAUAGUCGAGCUCGUCUCGCCAAGAUCAAGAGUGAUCUGUAUGUGCACGCGAGUGACGAAGACACCGACGAAGAAGGAGACAAGGAAUUCUUCCUCCUGGAGGAGCAGAGACGUAGAGAACAAGCCAAGCGCAUCAAGCAUGCACUACUUACCGGCAUGACCGAAGACGGAGAUGGUUCGACAAAUAAGAAAGGUCAACGCAAGCGCCAAACCACUCGAAACCGGACAGGUGAAGCCAAGAGCAAGCGGCAACGACGCGGGAAGCAGGCGGACGAAGUGGACGAAGACGACGAUGUCGUGAUGGGAAACAUGGAUGCCCCAUCGCCUAUGUCGGACAGAGAGGGCACGCCAUCCGGGGAAGAGGACGAUGGCUUCAAUUUUGAUGACGAUUUGGUAUUCAGUCGGGAUCGAGAGAAGCUGUUGGGCUCUGCUGGGAAUGAGGAGAAGGACUCGAACAGGCCCGAUAAAGCAAUGGCGCAGGACGAAGACGAUGAUGACGCACCAAUUGUAGCAGCAAAUCGCAGACGGAUGCGCGCGGGCUUCGUGGUGGACAGUGACUCGGAGUAG